Messenger RNA from Gracilinanus agilis (Agile Gracile Mouse Opossum), 615 nucleotides. It is a transcript of the gene TMEM170B, whose product is annotated as transmembrane protein 170B. Gene Ontology annotation, biological process: negative regulation of canonical Wnt signaling pathway. The transcript is spliced from 3 exons. The record is from RefSeq and is a predicted model, not a curated record. Lineage: Eukaryota; Metazoa; Chordata; Mammalia; Didelphimorphia; Didelphidae. The coding region runs from base 1 to 615 and encodes 204 amino acids. Gene Ontology annotation, cellular component: plasma membrane.
AUGUCUCCCCGGCGGGGAGGGGGCUGCCUUGGAGACUCGCUGAGCAGCCCCCCCCGGCGGCCCCUCCGCAGCAGCAGCAGCAGCCCCCGCGGCGCCCCGCCCCCGGCCCCGGCGGCGGAGGCCUGGAGGAGCCGCCCCCCCGCCGCCGCCCCCCCAGCCUCGCAGCCCCCGCCGCCCCGGAGCCGCGAAGAGAGCGGCGGGCGCCCCCCGGGGAAGAUGAAGGCGGAGGGUGCAGAUAACUCCAUGAUCAACCUGUCGGUGCAGCAGGUCCUGAGUCUCUGGGCCCACGGGACGGUGCUGAGGAACCUCACGGAGAUGUGGUAUUGGAUCUUUCUGUGGGCUCUCUUCUCUUCUCUCUUUGUCCAUGGUGCUGCAGGAGUAUUGAUGUUUGUCAUGCUACAGAGACACAGGCAGGGAAGAGUCAUCUCUGUCAUUGUGGUCAGCAUUGGAUUUCUGGCUUCCAUAACAGGAGCAAUGAUAACCAGUGCGGCAGUAGCUGGCAUCUACAGAGUAGCAGGGAAAAACAUGGCUCCCUUGGAAGCAUUGGUGUUAGGGGUUGGACAGACUGUACUGACAUUAAUCAUCUCCUUUUCAAGGAUCCUUGCAACACUUUGA